Molecule: messenger RNA, 2859 nt
Organism: Funneliformis caledonium
Lineage: Eukaryota; Fungi; Glomeromycota; Glomeromycetes; Glomerales; Glomeraceae
Source: the annotation of a GenBank genome assembly
AUGGAUAACGAAGUGUUGACACAAAUUGUUCAUGCAUUGGAAACCAUACAUAAUCAUGUUAUCACAAAUGAAAUAAGAAUUAAAGCUCAAGAGUAUUGUAAUUCAAUCAAAGAACAUCCACUUUCGCCGAUUUAUGGAAGAUAUUUAGCACACUUAGAAAAUAAUCAAUCUGAUGCAGUACGUCAUUUUGGGUUACAAUUAAUAGAACACGCAAUUGAAUUUAAAUGGAAUGAUGGAACUUAUAAUGAUGAUGAAAAACAACAAAUCAAGCAAGCUGUUAUUCAGUUAAUAGAAGGGGGACUUCAUGAUAUCUUGAGAGAACAAUCAUUCAUUAAAAGUAAGGUUGCAAAAUUAUUUGCCGAUAUAGCUAAAAAAGAAUGGCCAAUAAGAUGGGAUGAUAUGGAUCAAUUAUUACAAGGGUUUUAUAACAAAAGUCCGACCACACAAGAAAUUACGUUAUUGAUACUUAGUUAUUUGGCAGAAGAAACCGAGACUCGUGAUUCGUUGCAAUGCGUAAUCGUAAGCUCUAAUGUGUUGAGAAUUCAAUAUCCUAACGGGGUAAAAAGCGAAGGAGGGCGAAAAGGAAAAGUCACCAUUAUGUUUGGUGAUGAUCCAAAUAAUGAGGGAUGGUUAAUUCGGUGGAUAAGAAGUUUGGAACAAAUCGUUGGCGAAUGGCAACGUCAGAAACAACUGCAAGAUCCAAAUCCACAAACGAUUAUAAUUCAGGAAAAAUUAUCAACCGCUAUUUUAAAUACUUUGGCUACCACUUUGGAUUGGAUCCUUACAAGAUCAAUCGUAGAGUCAAACGUUGUGUUGAUGCUUUGUAAUUGUUUGUUGAUUGAUUGCUAUGAAAUAAGAAUGAAAGCGAUCGAGUGUCUUGCAAUAAUUUUUUCACGAAGUUUAGGAGCAGAAGAUCGCACUAUUGUUCUUGAACCAAUAUUUGAUGGGACGUGUCUGGAUUUAUUACAUAAUGCAUAUAACAAAAUACAACCUCCUGGACAGGAACUCUUAAUAGAUGAUGAUGAAUACUUGUAUUUGAAAAUGUUUGCUGAGGCUAUAGCUGGAUUGGGAGAGAAACACAUUUGUCAUAAAAAUAUUUCAGCAAUUCCAACACAAUUUCCAAAGUAUUUAGAAUUAAUUUAUUUAAUUUCAAAUUUUCCAUCAAAUAUGUUUGCAUCUAUAUCGUUAACAUUUUGGCAAGCUGCGAUAAAGAACAAUUGUACCUCGAAGAUAAUCAGCGAACAAAAGGGAUUGCCAAUAAUGUUGAUGGAAUUAUUUACUAAGCGAUUUUCGAAUGCACUCCAUUCUUCAGAACCCGUCGAUAGUUCUGCGUUACAUUACAAUGACCUUGAUUUUGAUUCAAUGAAUGAUCGUCGAAUGUUUGAUCAAUCAUUACGCUAUAAAAUUGUUGAACUAUUUAAAAGCGUUGCUUUAAUGCAACCAAUUGAAAUUUUUAGUUGGAUGGUUAAUAGGAUACAAGUUACUUGUAAUGUAAGACCUAGUAAUGAAGAUUUAGAUGUUGACGGAGUAUUAAGACUUGAUUCUAGAUUUUAUGUAACAUUUGAGACUGAAAUGACUUUAGUGGAAUCAAUUGUUAUUGGAUUAGGAAUAUUAAUUAAACAACAAAGUGACGAAGAGGUUGAGAAUGUCAAUAAUAAUGAUAGAUUAUUAUUAAGGGGACAGAUUAUGAAUGGAAUGAACAAUUUAUUACAAAUGUUAUUGAGAAUUGAAUAUGAGGAUUUAUCAAUGAUACACAGAUACUUGGCAGCAUUAGCAGCAUUCGAAGAAAUUUUACAGAUUGAUUCAAAUUUAUUAUUUCAAGUUUUACAGAAGAUGUUUAAAUUUGCGUUAUUUUGUCCACCAGGUUAUAGUAUUUCGUCGAGUUCUUCAUUUCCUCCGCCAAUCAUGAAAUUAAGAGUUGGAGCUGUUACUGCUUUGAUUAGGUUUGGAGUUGUUAUGCCUGAUGUUUUAAUGGGCAUGUACUCCGAUAUAUCUAACCAUAUAAAUGAGAUAAUUAGAAGUGAUAAACGUUUAGUUACCGGAAGAGAGAAAGGUCAUUUUAAAGAAUUUUUAUUAUCAAUUAUAUACUUCUCAAAAGUUCCGUUCGAGCAAAAGCAGCCAUUAUUUGAUUCGAUAAUUGGAUCGGAUAUUGGUGAAUAUAAUUCUCCGUCUUUAGUUGGUUGCAUAGAAUCAAUUCAAAGAUUCAUGGAUAAUAUUGGUCUGAAUUUUUUAGCGACAGUUGUUAAUGGAAUGAAACAUAAUGGUGUAAUGAAUUUAAAAAGUCCAGUAUUUGAGAGAGAAGAUAUCAAGGUAUUUAAAUCUAAAAGGAAUAAAAUAGCUUGGUUGUUAAUCGUUACGUUGACUUGGUUAAGGCGAACCACGGACUUUUCAUCCAAGAAGAAAAAUGAUACGGCAAUGAAAGAGUCAUUGAAGUUAUGGCAACAAUAUAUACCUUUUAUGUUAACGUUCAUACUAGGUUUUAUAAGGAUGUUACAUCAAGUUUGGAAUGUUGAAACAUGGAGAGAAAUUCCUGUAGAAUUACAUUCUAUCAUAUUAUUCUCUAAAGAAGAAAAAGCUAAGGUCAUAGGCAUGCAACAAAAAAUUACAACGGUAGAUUCACAAUAUUCAAUUAAUGGAAUGAUUGAUAACAUUAAAAAAUGGCUUGUAAGUGUCAGAAUUGAUAGUUAUUACAUACUUGGUCGAUUGCCAUUCCUCGGCCCUGAUUUCUACACGGUAUUACCAAACAUGACUGAAUUAAUAACCCAGUCCUUAUUUGAGAAUGCCGAUAAUAUUAAUAAUAUUCAUUGGAAAAUGUUAUUAAAUAUCCUUGAUUCUUUUAAGGAGAGGAUUCUUUUUUAA